AAGAGCCAAGGGGUGCAGAAGCCCAUGGCUCAGGACAGUGCUCCUUGCCCUGCCUUGUCACCUGCCUUCCUCCCUGCCCUGGGGAGGAGCCCAGUAGGGCUGCUCUUUGCCCCCAGAGGUGAGGCAGGUAUGGGUCCUGGUGCCUUCUGGAGUCUCCUCACCAGAGCCCAGCUUUGCUGUCUCUCAUGAGGCAGCUCGUCCCAUUCUGAGUACCCCCUUGGAGCUUCAGGGAGGGGGCAGUAAUUGGGCAGGUGUGGUGGAGUUGGUAGCAGAGCACAUCACUGAAAUGAGCUCUCCCACAUCCUAACUAGUCCUACAAGUCACAUCUGUGAGUUGAAAAGUAGCACACAAUGAACUCUCUCAGAAAUUGAGUGGUAGCUAGCAGCACCUGCAGUGUGGCAGGCACUGUGUUGCAUUUUUUCACAGAAUCCUCACACCUUUGUAUGAGGUAGCUGCUUCUGUAAAAUAGAACUGCAAAGUAGGCUAAGGGAGGUAAGGUACCACCACCAAGGUCCUGCAGCUAGAUAGUGGAGCCAGGAAACUGAACCAGAUACAUGAGUACCAGAGACCAUAUAAGGGUCCCCCUCCUAGAAGACAGAAGCUCUGGGGUGUUCAGCUACAGGGAGGGGAUGGGGUGAAGCAGGAUGUCUCCUGGGUUGCCUAGGAACUGCAGGGCUUUCCUCUCCCCAUUCUGUUCUUUCUCCUUCAGUCUCCUGGGUGCUGCAGCCUUCAGAGGCUCAGAGUCUGGGCUGCCUCCCCUCCUCAGCCUUUCCAGGGGAUGGGAAGCCCUGAAGUCUGGAGGCGCCUCCUCCUGUGGCCUUUCUAAAAGAGGAGGAAACAUUGAGGGUGGUGGUGGUGGUGAGGCUGUCUGGAGGGGGUGGCCUAUGUUCAGGCACUAGGGAUGAGUAUUCCUAGGGUGAGGUGGUGUUCGUGUGCAAGGGAGGGCAAGUCUGACUUGGUGAGGCUUUGAGCCACAGGCAAUGUUGGCUUCAAGAGGAAAUCUGCUGGAGGGAGGGAGGAGUAGGACUGCAUAAUGGUUGAGAGUCUGGUCUGUAGAGCCGGAUAGACCUGCCUUGGAGUCCCAGUGCUGCCGUUUUCUAGCUGUGUCACCUUGGGUGGAAAUAAAGGCUGGUGAAGGAGCCGGGCCGUGGGGGCAAGGGGCUGCUGUCAAGACAGGCUCAGAGCUCAGCCCAGUUGAUGGACCUGUUCCAGGUCAGAUGGACUCAGGGCCAGUGUACGAUGGGGACUCACGGCAGCUAAGCGCCUCAGGGGCGCCAGUCAAUGGUGCUAGAGAACCUGCUGGACCCAGUUUGCUGGGCACUGGGGGUCCUUGGCGAGCAGAGCAGAAGCCCGACUGGGACGUGACCCCAGGACCAGCUCAUACUGCUCGCCUGGAAGAUGCCCACGAUCUGGUGGCCUUUUCGGCUGUGGCCGAAGCUGUGUCCUCUUACGGAGCCCUUAGCACCCGGCUCUAUGAAACCUUCAACCGUGAGAUGAGUCGCGAAGCUGGGAACAACAGCAGGGGACCCCGGUCAGGGCCCGAGAGCUGCUCUGCUGGCAGCGAAGACCUUGACACGCUGCAGACGGCCCUGGCCCUCGCUCGGCAUGGCAUGAAACCACCCAACUGCAACUGCGAUGGCCCAGAAUGCCCUGACUACCUCGAGUGGCUGGAGGGGAAGAUCAAGUCUGUGGUUGUGGAGGGAGGGGAGGAACGGCCCAGGCUCCCAGGGACUCUGCCUUCUGGUGAGGCUGGUCUUCUGGUGCCAAUCACCAGGCCACUCCUCAGCUCUGAGGUCCCUCAUAUACCUCCUCCUCCGGAGGGCCUGCCCCUGUCCCAGAGUGCCCUGAGUAUCGCCAAGGAAAAAAACAUCAGCCUGCAGACCGCCAUUGCCAUUGAGGCCCUCACACAACUCUCCUCUGCCCUCCCCCAACCUUCUCAUGCCACCUCCCAGGCUUCUUGCCCCCUUCCUGAGGCCUUGUCCCCUCCUGCCCCUUUCAGAUCUCCCCAGUCCUACCUCCGGGCUCCGUCAUGGCCUGUGGUCCCUCCUGAAGAGCACCUAUCCUUUGCUCCCGAUAGCCCUGCCUUCCCUACAGCAACUCCUAGAACAGAGUUUCCUGAAGCCUGGGGCACUGACACCCCACCAGCAACUCCCCGGAGCUCUUGGCCCAUGCCCCGCCCAAGCCCUGAUCCCAUGGCUGAACUGGAGCAGUUGUUGGGCAGCGCCAGUGAUUACAUCCAGUCAGUAUUCAAGCGGCCCGAGGCCCUGCCCAGCAAGCCCAAGGUCAAGGUCGAGGUCCCCUCUUCCUCCCCAUCCCCCAUUCUCCAAAGGGAGGCCCCCACACCGUCCUCAGAGCCCGAUUCCCACCAGAAGGCCCAGACGGCCCUGCAGCAGCACCUCCACCAUAAGCGCAGUCUCUUCCUGGAACAGGCCCACGAUGCCUCCCUCCCCCCUCCCUCAGAGCCUCCUCCCGGCUGGUGGGCACCACCCAGCUCACCUGCCUCACAGCCAUCCGACAGACCACCCAAGGAGAAGAAAAGGAAGCCCCUGGCACCAGCUGGAGGUCUCGUGGGAACAGACAAAGCUGGCCCUGGGAUCAAGCCCAGUGUCCGGAAGUCCAUUCACAUCAAGAAGUCCAGGCCACGGGAAGCACAGCCCCUCUUCCCACCUCUGCGGCAAAUCAUCCUGGAAGGGCUGAGGUCCCCAGCCUCUGAGGACGUGCAGGCACAUCCACCUGCCCCCGUUCCUGCCUCACAGGGCUCUGCUGUCCCCCUGCCCCCAGAACCUUCUCUUGCGCUAUUUGCACCUAGUCCCUCCGGGGACAGCCUGCUGGCCCCUACUCAGGAAAUGAGGUCUCCCAGCCCCAUGGCAACCCUGCAGCCAGGCUCCGCUGGCCCUCUUCCCCCUGCCGAUGACAAGCUGGAAGAGCUCAUCCGGCAGUUUGAGGCUGAAUUUGGGGAUAACUUUGGGCUUCCUGGCCCCCAGUCUGUGCCCAUUCAGGACCCCGAGAACCAGCCAACCUGUCUCCCAGCCCCCGAGAGCCCUUUUGCUACCCGCUCUCCCAAGCAAAUCAAGAUCGAAUCUUCAGGGGCUGUGACUGUGCUCUCAACCACCUGCUUCCAUUCAGAGGAGGGAGGCCAGGAGGCCACACCCACCAAGGCCGAGAACCCACUCACACCCACCCUCAGUGGCUUCCUGGAGUCACCUCUUAAGUACCUGGACACACCCACCAAGAGUCUGCUGGACACACCUGCCAAGAGAGCCCAGGCCGAGUUCCCCACCUGUGAUUGCGUAGAACAAAUAGUGGAGAAAGAUGAAGGUCCGUAUUACACUCAUCUGGGAUCUGGCCCCACGGUAGCCUCCAUCCGGGAACUCAUGGAGGAGCGGUACGGAGAGAAGGGGAAAGCCAUCCGUAUCGAGAAGGUCAUCUACACGGGGAAGGAAGGGAAGAGCUCACGUGGCUGUCCCAUCGCAAAGUGGGUGAUCCGCAGGCACACGCUGGAAGAGAAGCUGCUCUGCCUGGUGCGGCACCGGGCAGGCCACCACUGCCAGAAUGCCGUGAUCGUCAUCCUCAUCCUGGCCUGGGAGGGCAUCCCCCGAAGCCUCGGAGACACCCUCUACCAGGAGCUCACCGAUACCCUCCGGAAGUACGGGAACCCCACCAGCCGGAGAUGUGGCCUCAACGAUGACCGUACCUGCGCUUGCCAAGGCAAAGACCCAAAUACCUGUGGUGCCUCGUUCUCCUUCGGUUGUUCCUGGAGCAUGUACUUCAAUGGCUGCAAAUAUGCUCGGAGCAAGACUCCUCGCAAGUUCCGCCUCGCGGGGGACAACCCCAAAGAGGAAGAAGUGCUCCGGAAGAGUUUCCAGGACCUGGCCACCGAAGUUGCUCCCCUGUAUAAGCGGCUGGCCCCCCAGGCCUAUCAGAACCAGGUGACCAAUGAGGAAAUAGCGAUUGACUGCCGCCUGGGGCUGAAGGAAGGGCGGCCCUUCUCAGGGGUCACGGCCUGCAUGGACUUCUGUGCCCACGCCCACAAGGACCAGCAUAACCUCUACAACGGGUGCACGGUGGUCUGCACCCUGACCAAGGAAGACAAUCGCUGCGUGGGCAAGAUUCCCGAGGAUGAGCAGCUGCACGUACUCCCCUUGUACAAGAUGGCCAACACGGACGAGUUUGGCAGUGAGGAGAACCAGAACGCCAAGGUGGGCAGCGGGGCCAUCCAGGUGCUCACCGCCUUCCCCCGCGAGGUCCGGCGCCUGCCGGAGCCCGCCAAGUCCUGCCGCCAGCGGCAGCUGGAAGCCAGGAAGGCGGCAGCCGAGAAGAAGAAGGUUCAGAAGGAGAAGCUGAGCACUCCUGAGAAGAUCAAGCAGGAGGCCCUGGAGCUGGCUGGCAUCCCCACUGACCCAGGCCUGUCUCUGAAGGGUGGAUUGUCCCGGCAAAGCCUGAAGCCCUCCCUCAAGGUGGAGCCACAGAACCACUUCAGCUCCUUCAAGUACAGCGGCAACGCGGUGGUGGAGAGCUACUCGGUGCUGGGCAGUUGCCGGCCCUCCGACCCGUACAGCGUUAACAGCGUGUACUCCUACCACUCCUACUAUGCACAGCCCGGCCUGGCCUCCGUCAACGGCUUCCACUCCAAGUACGCGCUUCCAUCAUUUGGCUACUAUGGCUUUCCAUCCAGUAACCCCGUCUUCCCCUCUCAGUUCCUGGGUCCUAGCACCUGGGGGCACAGUGGCAGCAACAGCAGUUUUGAGAAGAAGCCAGACCUCCACGCUCUGCACAACAGCCUGAGCCCAGCCUACGGUGGUGCUGAGUUUGCCGAGCUGCCUGGCCAGGCUGUUCCCACAGACACCCACCACCCUGCUCCACACCACCAGCAGCCUGCUUACCCAGGCCCCAAGGAGUACCUGCUUCCAAAGGCCCCCCAGCUCCACCCAGUGUCCAGGGACCCCUCUCCCUUUGUACAGAGCUCCAGUUGCUACAACAGAUCCAUCAAGCAAGAGCCAGUAGAUCCACUGGUCCACACCGAAUCUGUACCCAGAGAGCCCGGCAAGAUGGGCAAAAUGCCUUUGCCCGAGGCGUCUCAGAAUGGGGGACCCAAUCACCUAUGGGGACAGUACUCAGGAGGCCCGAGCGUGUCCCCCAAGAGGACUCACAGUGUGGGUGGCAGCUGGGGUGUGUUCCCUCCUGCAGAGAGCCCUGCUGUUGUCCCCGAUAAGCUUGGUUCUUUGGGGGCUGGCUGCCUGGCCCCUUCCCACUUCCCAGAUGGACAGCAUCAGUGGGGGUUAUUCCCUGGCGAGGGACAGCAGCCAGCCCCGCAGCCCGGAGGACGGCUGCGGGGCAAGCCGUGGAGCCACUGCAAGUUUGCGAACAGCGCCUCGGCCUUGGCUGGGCCCAGCCUAACUGAGAAGCCAUGGGCGGUAGGAGCCGGGGAUUUCAACUCUGCCCUGAAAGGUGGUCCCAGAUUCCAAGACAAGCUGUGGAGCCCCCUGAAAGGGGAGGAGGGAAGGAUUCCAACCCCGGGGGUGAGCCAGCUGGACAAAGCCUGGCAGUCCUUUGGCAUGCCCCUGGGCCCCACUGAGAAGCUAUUUGGGGCCCUGAAGACCGAGGAGAAGCUGUGGGAUCCCUUCGGCCUGGAGGAGGGGACGGCGGAGGAGCCCCCCAGCAAGGGCACAGUCAAGGAGGAGAAGGGCGGCGGAGGCGGCGGCGCUGCUGGGGCAGAGGAGGCAGAGGAGGAGCUGUGGUCCGACAGUGAACACAACUUCCUGGACGAGAAUAUCGGCGGCGUGGCCGUGGCCCCCGCUCACGGCUCCAUCCUCAUCGAGUGUGCCCGGCGGGAGCUGCACGCCACCACACCCCUCAAGAAACCUAACCGCUGCCACCCCACCCGCAUUUCGCUGGUCUUCUACCAGCACAAGAACCUCAACCAGCCCAAUCACGGGCUGGCCCUCUGGGAGGCCAAGAUGAAGCAGCUGGCCGAGAGGGCACGGGCGAGACAGGAGGAGGCCGCCCGGCUGGGCCUGGGCCAGCAGGAGGCCAAGCUGUAUGGGAAGAAGCGCAAGUGGGGGGGUGCCAUGGUCCCCGAGCCCCAACAUAAGGAAAAGAAGGGGCUUGUCCCCACCCGGCAGGCGCUGGCCGUGCCCACGGACUCAGCAGUCACCGUGUCCUCGUACGCCUACACGAAGGUCACGGGCCCCUACAGCCGCUGGAUCUAGGCGCCAGGGUGCCAGGGAGCCAGCGUACCUCAGCGUCGGGCCAGGCCCGAGCUGCCUCUGUGGUGCUUUCGCCCUCACACCUGGGGGCGGGUUGGGGGUGCAGAAGUCUUUUUAUCUAUAUAUACAUAUAUAGAUACGCAUAUAUAUGUAUUUAUGGUCCAAACCUCAGAACUGACCCGCCCCUCCCUUCCCCCCAAUUCCCCAGCACUUUGAAGAAGAAACUACGGCUGUCGGGUGAUUUUUUCGUGAUCUUAAUAUUUAUAUCUCCACGUUGGUUUUUUUCCUCCCUUGUUUGGGGGGACCUUUUAUUUUCUCUUGUUUUUAAAACUCUAUCCUUGUAUAUCACAAUAAUGGAAAGAAAGUUUAUAGUGUCCUUUCACAAAGGAGUAGUUUUAAAUUCCAUUUAAAAUGUG
Orcinus orca (killer whale) is the source of this 6622-nucleotide messenger RNA. It is a transcript of the gene TET3, whose product is annotated as tet methylcytosine dioxygenase 3. Gene Ontology annotation, cellular component: nucleus. NCBI's taxonomy places the organism in Eukaryota, Metazoa, Chordata, Mammalia, Artiodactyla, Delphinidae. Gene Ontology annotation, biological process: oxidative demethylation; positive regulation of transcription by RNA polymerase II. The transcript is spliced from 11 exons. Gene Ontology annotation, molecular function: DNA binding; DNA 5-methylcytosine dioxygenase activity; zinc ion binding. The record is from RefSeq and is a predicted model, not a curated record. Bases 1218 to 6209 code for a protein of 1663 amino acids.